Molecule: messenger RNA, 3956 nt
Organism: Varanus komodoensis (Komodo dragon)
Lineage: Eukaryota; Metazoa; Chordata; Lepidosauria; Squamata; Varanidae
Product: guanine nucleotide-binding protein G(i) subunit alpha-1
Exons: 9
Coding region: 538-1602 (354 amino acids)
Biological process (GO): adenylate cyclase-modulating G protein-coupled receptor signaling pathway
Cellular component (GO): heterotrimeric G-protein complex
Molecular function (GO): G-protein beta/gamma-subunit complex binding; G protein-coupled serotonin receptor binding; GTPase activity
Source: RefSeq, a predicted model, not a curated record
UCAGAGCGAGCACCUCCGCACAGGAUAGAUAGAAGCGCGCGGGUGCGCGCGCCGCCGAGCGAGACUCCCCAGUCCGUCCGGGAGAGGAGGGGUCCGCUGGUGUCUCGCGCGCGCGCCCCCGCGAGAGAGGCGCCGCCGUUGCUGCUGCGGUGGCGGCUGUUGCUGUGCGAGGGGGCAGAGGCGCCGCCGCCGCCGCCUGUGGAGCUCGUUUGGUUGUAAGCAAACGGCAACAGCAUCUCCUCUGCUGGGAGGAAACUGAGGCACAGCCCCACUCAGCGGAAAGUUCAGGACAGUCGAAGAAACGAGGAGGGCCUGAGCGGGCGGUUAGGGGCUAGCGGUGGGUUCUCGUCCCCCCUCCCCCGAUACCUAUUGUAAUGCAUCUGUGGGGGCGGCUUUAGCUACCUUGCUGCAUCUGUACCUGCUGACUUGCUCAGGCUUUGGACUACUGAUAAUUGGACACUUUUAAAAGCCGCUUGUUCUGGAGGGGGCAAGUGGAUCAUUCUUUCCUCACCACUAACAGUUAUUUUGCACCCCAAGAUGGGCUGCACCCUAAGCGCCGAGGACAAGGCGGCGGUGGAGCGGAGUAAAAUGAUCGACAGGAACCUGAAGGAGGAUGGAGAGAAAGCGGCUAGGGAAGUGAAAUUGCUGCUCUUGGGAGCUGGUGAAUCAGGAAAAAGCACAAUUGUUAAACAAAUGAAGAUUAUCCAUGAAGCUGGUUAUUCAGAAGAAGAAUGUAAACAGUACAAAGCUGUUGUCUACAGUAAUACAAUUCAGUCUAUUAUUGCUAUCAUUAGAGCAAUGGGGAGGUUGAAGAUAGAUUUUGGGGAUUCCAUCAGGGCUGAUGAUGCUCGUCAACUCUUUGUUCUAGCUGGAGCAGCAGAGGAGGGCUUCAUGACAGCAGAACUUGCAGGAGUUAUCAAGAGAUUAUGGAAAGACAGUGGUGUUCAAGCUUGUUUCAAUAGAUCUAGAGAGUAUCAGCUUAAUGACUCAGCAGCAUACUACUUGAAUGACUUGGACAGGAUAGCCCAUGCUAGUUAUAUCCCAACACAGCAGGAUGUCCUCAGGACUAGAGUGAAAACUACAGGAAUAGUAGAAACGCAUUUUACUUUCAAAGAUCUCCAUUUUAAGAUGUUUGAUGUUGGGGGCCAAAGAUCAGAACGGAAAAAAUGGAUUCACUGCUUUGAGGGUGUUACAGCCAUAAUCUUUUGUGUGGCACUUAGUGAUUAUGACUUGGUUCUUGCUGAAGAUGAGGAAAUGAAUAGGAUGCAUGAAAGCAUGAAAUUAUUUGACAGCAUCUGCAACAAUAAGUGGUUUACAGACACUUCUAUUAUUCUCUUCUUAAAUAAGAAAGAUCUCUUUGAAGAAAAAAUCAAAAGGAGUCCUCUUACUAUUUGUUACCCUGAAUAUCCAGGUUCCAAUACAUAUGAAGAGGCAGCCGCAUAUAUUCAGUGUCAGUUUGAAGAUCUGAACAAGAGAAAAGACACAAAAGAAAUUUAUACUCAUUUCACUUGUGCCACCGAUACGAAGAAUGUGCAGUUUGUUUUUGAUGCUGUAACCGAUGUUAUCAUAAAAAAUAACCUGAAAGACUGUGGUCUAUUCUAAACAUUUAUAUCAAACUGUAAUUCAUCUUUUUUCCAUUAAUCAAAUGAGUCAUAGUGUUUGUUUUUUUUAAGACCAUGAAUAUGUUUAUUGUGUAUACUGACUUUUCUGGUAUUUGGUUAGGUUGAAGGAUCAGUUUAAAAAAUUCAGAUCUCCUGGUUUACAUAGUAAAGGAUGCAAACCAAUGACCAGACCAGUUCAGUAAUUGCUUCUUUAAACAAUUUUAUUUAUGUUUUUUGUAUAGAUUUAAGUAAUGUUGAGCAACAAUCAAAACAACUUGAUUGUGUGUUUAGUUGUGACUGUAUCUGUUUUGUUUCUAUAAGCAUUGAACAAAGUAUUUUAAUAACUUGAUGCAUCCUGUAGAGUUUCCAUGUUUUAAAGGCUGCUUUUUCCUAUAGGAAAAAUAUUUGCCUUUUUAAUUUUUCAUUAUUCAAAUGGCUUCUUUAAAAUGUUUCAAUAUUAUGCAUGUUGCCUUAAUUUUUUUCUUAGAUUUUAUUUAUAGAAUUCUCAUAUAGUAAGCUUUUUAUUACAUAAAGAAUUCUUAACACUUGCUCAGGAUUAAAUAGAAAAAGCCCCAGCAUUCUUUCCAGUUUCUGUUUUGUGUUACUAAAAUGGUAAGAGAAUCCAUUUUGAAUGUUCAAAAUUACAGUAAACAAACCAGUCUUACAUAUUUUAUUCUAUGCCAACUUAUUAAGAGUUAGAAAGUGGAAGAAAGCUAUGGCUGUGAUUCAGUGGGUAGAAGUGAUAUAUAUAUGAGAAAGUGCAUCCUUCUUCCAUAACUAAGAGCCUAACACUGAAAGCCCAGUUCAUGCAUGUCUACCUAAAUUAUGGCCCACUUUAUAGCUAUUUAAUAUUUAUUUGAGGUGUUAUUUUAGCUUGUAAGUAUCUCUGGUGUGACAUGCAAAGGGAAAAGUCUUGGAAUUGAAACAAAGGAGGUGAGGGAAGGAAGACUGGGAAUUUCAGACUACUUGCAGUUUUACCUCUGUAAAUUUUUUGUGUUUUCUUAGGGGAUUGGCCCAAACAUUUUUACUUUUGUUUCAUUAAACAUUAUUUCUGCCUUUUAAAUAUGAAGAAUUCUUACUCAGAUCAACAGACAUAAUAUCCCUUGUAAUCAAAAUACAUUUGCAAAUCAGGGUUUUUGGGACACCCUUUAGAAUGGAUUUGUCCACAGUGUAGUGGCUAGAAUCCAAAAAGUGUACAGCUAAAGCACUUCCACCCCCACCUCUCAUAUGGGGAGAACAGGUAGAUGCGGAAGUGGUAAAUUUUCUCCUUUAAUAGUAGGUUCCUUCUUGGGAGGUGUUGUUCAAGAGAUCCCCUGGCCUUCUGAGUCAUGUUAGACAGGCAUAAGAUGUUGCUGCUACAAAUAAACAUUGCACACAGAGCUUUGGAUCCUGGCCUGUGUUGCUUCAGUUGAAGGUUUCUCAUCAAUACUUUUAUUCCUGCUCCUGAAGAAUCAAACCACUUACUUUGCAGUGGCUUGCCUCUCCAAGAAAGAACUGCUGUGGGGGGGGGGGGGACCCAACUACUGGUAUGUAAAUCAGUGGUUACUGAUUACCACUUCAAAUUGCAGCUCUGUUUUGCAUUACUGUAUGGUAGUGCCAAUAAAGAUUUAAAAAUUACGUAUGAACAUGAAAUAAGAACUUUAGUUUUUCCGAUCAUUCUAUCAACUAAAAUAUGAACAACCAAAUUUUCAAAUACUACUUUAGGUUGGUAGGAUACAGCACUUCCUAGAGUGCAUGUAUUACCAGUCUUUGAGUUGCCUUUUCCAGAGGAAAGAAAAAUCCUUGGAACAUAGUGUUCACUGUUACAUAUGGGCAAAAUGUUUCCAAACAGAACAAGGUCCCAAGUACUUCUCAGUCUAAAUUGCUACAUUGUCAUGAACUUCCUACUCUAGCCAUGUUCCAAUAUUCUAAGAAAUUAUCAGUAUUAAUCUCAUUUACAUCCUCCUCAUAGGAAAUUCAGGGCAGUGUACAUGUGCUUUUCUAAGGAAAAUAAUGACAAGUGCAGACUGGUGGAACAAGUCUAAAUUGUCUCCAUUUAAAGUAUUAGUACCAGAAAAUAGUUUGUGUAUUCUGGAACACUUAGAGUUGUGCAUAUAAGGUUCAUAUUAUUCUGUAAACUGAAGUAUUUGGUAGUAAUUGUAUCAAAUCCUUAAAAUUAAAUUUUGUACAUUACUGCAGUUUUUUUAAGCAAGAAAAUUAAACUAAAAGAAGAUUUCAAUCUUAAGUUAUUGUGCCUUGUCUGAAAGAAAUAUUUUUUCAUUAAAAUCAACUGAUGGAAUGCCUUCUGUAACCAUAAGUGAAGUGCAAACAAAAAUAAAGUUUGAGUAAAUUCAAACACUUAUGUGGAAAUACAAA